AAUGUCACCAGCGCGCGUAGUCUGGGACGCAGCCUAUGAUAAGUCUCUCAGUUCCUGUCAAAAACACAGCUGAGAGAUGAUUCAAUUGUCAGCGGCUGUGAAAUAGAUCCACUUGUUGCUAUAUGCCCCAUUCAUCUAGAGGACAUUUGCCGAAUAAAAAAAAAGUAGGUAUUAAUCUCGAGCGGAUCGUACAUCAAACAGACGGGGAAGUAUUUCUUUAUUCCAUCUUGGACUAAUCCUUGGACGGAAUAUUCCUAUAUCUAGAUUAUACAGGUGAGUAGCUUUAUUGGUGAGAUGUUAUCUUUAGGCAAGUCUUUUUUCCCCAACAUGAUUUAAACAGUUUAACCCCAAUAAUAGUACAUGUGAGAUGUAGGAUAUGGCUAGCCUGUAGGACAGAGUGUUGAUGUAGGCUAUAAGAAUAUUUUUUGAAUUAUUGGGAUUUGAGUUUAGUUGGCUAGAGAAAAUUGUGAUUUUCAAUUAGACUGGUUUGAUAUAGCAUUCAGGAUAUGUUAUACAUGCGUCAGUUUUGGCAUUUCUAUUUAUUUGGGGGGAUCUGGUGAUUUCUGGGUAUGCACCUGUGCAUUCAGCUCCGUUGCGCAUUUAUGUUCAGCGAGUGCUAGUAGGCUAUUUAGUUGGUUUCUCAUGAACGUUCCACAAACACUAGCCUCAUUUCUAUGAACCUACCUGGUUUUGAUGAACACAAUAGCUUUUGCUUACUAUAUUCUGCCGUAGGCUACAAGGUCCUUCCUUAUAAUUUGUGAUUGGAUGUGUUUUGAUAGGACGCAUAACAUCCCCAUUGAUUAUAUGUCAUAAUUUCCAUGACAACACAAAGACAUAAGUAGUGUGAGUCAUAUCAUAUAUCAGUUCUGGGAUGUGAUGUGGGUAUAGCCACAGAAGGCAUGCCUAUUCCUCUUGGAUCAGUGGGAUGGCAUGAAAAGUGUCACUGUGUGUCACAGUCCUCCACCAUGAAUGACACUUACAGUAACAUCUCAAAGGGAUGCAGCUGAGUAGUUUGACAAUCAGAGCAGAAAGUGCAAAGUACCACAUAGCAGAAGUCAUUUAACCCACGGGUUAUUACUGACUGACUAACUAACAUAUCAAACAUGGGAAUCAUUACAGGCACACAGAAGAUAAAACUGUUACCAAAUCCAUACAGUGGAAAAAUACGAUUAUUUUUUACUAGAUUUGUUGACAAUUUAUUGUGUCCAAAUUAGUGAAUUUAUUGAUACAUACUUAUUACAUUUCAUUUUAUAGUGUUGCAUUUUAAGGUAAUGCUUUAUAAUGGAGCUGGAGAAAUGUAUAAUGGCAUACUUCACAGCUUGUGCAAAACAGAAGUUAUCUUUUAAUAUGAUGGUGAGUAAGAUGCCACCAUUGUCUACUGCUGAUCAUUUACACAUUACUCAUGCAGCGCCUGAUCCGAGCGAUUACAAAUGGUGUCACACUUAGCUGGGAAACACUUUACAAUAUAUAUAUAUUUUUUUUUUUUUGGGGGGGGGGGCGGGGGGGGGUAGCAGGAGACUUACCUAUCCAGGAUUCCUAAAGAGGUGGGGCAAUUCUCCGGAAGUGGGAACUCGUGUCCUGGAACGGAGGGACUUCAUGGGUGCCAGAGCACGAACAGUUGUAUGGUCUGAGCGGGAACUAUCUUCGAAGGAAGGGGAGCAGCAAUAAGGUGUAGGAUUUAAUUUGAUACCUGUAAGGAAACUCAGCAACAAAAUGUAAACAUUCUGUAUUGAGUUUAAAAGGCUGACGUUGGUAUCAUGAAAAAACAAGGACUGUUUUCCCUUCGAAAUUUCACCCCUACAAAAAUGUCCAUAAAUUAUAAUACACAUAAUAAUUUACAUUCCAUGUUGCUGCAGGAUUAUCUUCCUGCUGUAGCAAACUGCCUCAAAUUAAGAUCCUACACAUGUAGGCUAUGUGAGAAAGGCACACAUGGUGUUGGCAGGGACCUCCCCUGCUGCAGAGAUGACUGGCACUACCCCCAAUAUGAAAGCACUCUGAAACUCACCACACCAUGGCAUUUGUGUUCGUACCACUACCAGUCAUUUAAGUAAUGUUGGUAAAUGUCAGGUGUUAAACAAUAACCCAAGUUUAGUUUCAGUUUUGGGAAAUGAAAGGUUACAGGGUUAGGCAUUGAUUCACUCAUUCAGGGUCAGGCUGUGGGUGUUUAUGGUAGCUGCAGUUGUGAACUGCUGUCCCCUGCCUUUGUUACGGCAAAAGGGGAUGCUUUCCAUGUGCAUGAUUAGAUAUUUGUGUGUGCAUAUAUGUGUGCAUGACUAUCUGCAGGGCACUGAGUCCUCUGUUUAUUUGCGCCUGCAGGAAGACUGUUUUGAUGUCUGUGCGGCGGGUGUCUCCAUGGCUGUGUGGACACAUCACUCUGGGCUACGGCCUCUUUCUCCUGGUCACCCUUCCAGACCUCACCACAGGUACCCAUCUCCCUCCCCAACCACCCACCCCAACCACCCACAACUGCCCACCCAUGGUCAUCACCUCUGCUAGGCAUCCAAGUUGCACCACCAUGCACUUGUUGAAACAGUCACAACUGCACCCAAAGCUGUAAUAUAUCUGUAAGAGCUAAUUAGUUAACUAUCUGGACAUACAACCUGCAUCAUGCUGCAUUGACACUGAGCCCUCUCCCCUGACCUGUAAGACUCCUCCUUCCAGACUCCACCUGCCAUACUCCAUCCAAACUACUGUAUCUAUUAAUAAAGUCUCUAACAAAAGCUUUUUCCCUCUUCAAAGCAACACCUCACGGCACAACGUCUCUCCCCUAUUUGACCUAGAUAGUUUGUAUGUAUUGCUAUGUAGGCUACGUGUGCCAUUUUUAAAUUGAUGUAGUUCUGUCCUUGAGCUGUUCUUGUCUAUUAAUGUUCAUGUUUCAUGUUUUGUGUGGACCCCAGGAAGUGUAGCUGCUGCUUUUUCAACAACUAAUGGGGAUCCUAAUAAAAUAGCAAAUACCAAACCUGAAUCACAGAGCAUUGAGAUGCAUUAACUGCAGGUUAGAUUCAACAAUAAAGUCUAACAACUGAACUGUAUGCCUCAUCCGCAGGCAGGCAAGGGAACUGCACCCACCCUCUGGUGCCAGAACAUGGGGGCUUCCGCUGCAACCCCUCCCCCUGCCGAGGCUUCCCCCAGAAGAGCUUGAUCUACUACUUCUGUGAGCCCGGCUAUGCCAUCCCAAAAGAGACGGUGCGCAGCUUACACUGCCACCACGGCAAAUGGAUCCCCAGCAUGCCCACCUGUCUCUCCACGCGAGGUGAGUGUAGUGGACUGUACUGAGUCACCACGGCCAAGGGGGAGGAGGGGGAAACCUUUGCCCCUAGUGUAAUGGACUAGAGCAGAGAUGGGCAACUUUGAUGGGGGUGGGGGCCACAAUAACAUCUGAACUCAUCAUGAGAGCUGCAGUGGCUCGCGGGUCUGCAUACCAAAUCAAAUCAAAUCAAAUUUAAUUAGUCACAUGCGCGGAAUACAACAGGUGUAGACCUUACCGUGAAAUGCUUACUGACGAGCCCUUAACCAACAAUGCAGUUCAAGAAAUAGAGUUAAGAAAAUAUUUACUAAAUAAACUAAAGUAAAAAACUAAAUAAAAAGUAACACAAUAAAAUAACAAUAACGAAGCUAUAUACAGGGGGUACCGGUACCGAGUCAUCCUGUAUCUAUUAUCUAUGGGGUACCGAUACAGAGUCAUCCUGUAUCUAUUAUCUAUGGGGUACCGAUACAGAGUCAUCCUGUAUCUAUUAUCUUGGGGGUACAGGUACAGAGUCAUCCUGUAUCUAUUAUUUAGGGGGUAGCAGUACAGAGUCAUCCUGUAUCUAUUAUCUAGGGGGUACCGGUACCCACAAAUGCAGUCAGAGCCGGACCUAGCCCCCACCUUGACAGCAAAACAUUUUCGUGGCCCCCCUCUUGACAGCAGAGAGAAAACAUUGAAGUUUUAGAGUUCAUUUCCUGCAAUUCUACACAUUUUGCCAUGGGGCGCAGAUAAAAUGUUGCAGUUUUAAAGCAAGUUUGCUGCAAUUCUACAUGUUUUGCCAUGGGGCGGAGAGAAGAUUUAGAAUUUUUUAAAAUGAUAUCUGAGUGAGAGUGACUAACAAAAUCAAUGGGGGCCCACCGGUUGGAAAUUCUACCAUGAUUACUAGAAGUUUAGAUAGCUGGCUGCUAGACUAACUUACCAUUCUAAAACAUUUUAGCUGACAUGGGGUAAUUGAGUGACUAUCAGUGACUGACAUAACAAGAGAAAAACUGCUGAUGCACGAAAUUGGACCUUGUGUUUAUUUGUAUUUUGGGAAAUGGAUCCGCAGUCCUACAAAAGGAGGCGCGGGUCGCCAGUUGCCCAUCCCUGGACUAGAGCAUGUGUGUGUGGAGUAUGUCCAUGAGUGACUGAUAUGAGAUAAGUGUUAGGUAUUUAAGGUUGCAGUGUGAUUUAAGGUAGGCCCUGUACUAAAUGACUCACCGACUUUGUAAAUGCAUGAACUCAGACACCUAACAAUUACUAACAUUUGACGGUCGUGACUUUGUGGUAACAAUGACCUACUUGGUGUAUGUGAGAUGCAAAAGCCGACAGCAGAUUCUUAACAUCCUACUUUAGAGUCAUAGAGCCGAGCCUCUUGCUUCCUCUUUCGGCCUGUGCUGCAUCGAGGCAGGAAACCAGCAUCAAGAAACGGGAAGUGAACAAAGUCACCAACUAACCAGUCUCUUUCCUCUGCCGUAAUAAACCUCACGGAAAUGUACUGCGUCAUGGAUAUAAGAAACCACACCAACAAAUGCAAAACCCUGUAUUAUACUGUCAAUAUGAGUGUCAGUAGUGUGUUUCAUCAAAAGGAUGUGUGUACUUACUGAAUGUGUUUGCUGAGUGUGUUAUAGCUCUGGUCCAGGGCGUUAGUGCGCGUUCGGGGGCGUUAGUGCGUGCUAACGCCCUGGACCAGAGCUAAGUGUGUUGUAGGUAGUUGAUGGGUGUGUGUGUUGAUUGUUUGUGUUGUAUUUUCUCUCAGACAGAAAUGUUAACUAUGAGGAACAGGUGGCCCACUCACUCCCCAAUGUUGCCACGACGGCGGUGGGCGUGUCCAUAUUCCUCCUCACCACCACGGCCUGCUUGGUGAUUAAGUCCCGCCUUUUCCCCUGUCACUCACACGGGUAAGUGGAUAUGACUGGCUCUUAUCCCUGUCACUCACACAGCUAUAUUCAUAUGACUGGAUCCUCUAUAGCAGUGUGGUCACUUCUAACCCUGGUCCUUGAGCGUUACAGUGUAUGUAGGUUUUGUUCCAGGACUAACACACCUGAUUCAGCUAAUCAAGGUCUUGAUGUUUGGUUGAACCAGGUGUGUUGCUCUGUAGGGAUGGUUACAGCGCUGUAGUGGCUUUGAAUAGUAGAGGCUUGGAAAGGCAUCACAUCCUGUAAUGAAAGCACCUUUAUAAUCUGAUGAGUGAAAGCUGAAAGAGGAGGAGGAAGAAUGUUUAUAGUCAUGUUGUUAUCAUCAAUGGUGGGUGUUUCAUAGCUGUAGUGUCUGUUAGAUUGUAGAUAACUCCACCCACUGUGUGAGUGCUGUGUCCCUGAAGUCAUCUGAUCAUCUCUCUACUGUUGUUCAGCAGGCGCUCCUCUGACCAGAUGGAUCUGGUGGUGGAUGGCCUGCCUGUGUCUCUGCCCACCUAUGAGGAGGCUGUCUAUGGGAGCUGGGGGCAACACCUGCCCCCCUGCAGAGGGCCCACCCAGCUCUUAUUGGCCCAGGAGGCUCCAGGUCCAUCAUUAGCUCACAACCAAUCAGAUUCCAGUCACCGUAUCCAUCAAUCCAAUCAAAGCCCCGAUAUCCUUCCGCCCCCUUACGAGGAGAUCGAAUCCCAUCCCAGAGAGGGUCAGAGUGAGGGGGACGUGCGGGCCUUACAAGUUGCACUUUCCGAUGACAAGGACAUUUGAGUGACUGGCGUAUUUGUGUCACCUACCAAUGAUGUACUGAUUAGUAAAAUCAUGUGCUCAGGCACUUAUAUAGAUUCAAGCCUACCAGCAUGAAUCCACUUUCUUAUCAGGUUUCAACCUUAUACAUAGCACACCAGUUCUGAUUGGCUGUUUGUAAUGUUAUGAGAUGUAUCCUGCCAUGGAGACAUGGUUUAUAUCCCAUCAGUGAUGGGACCAGAGCCUCGUUUGUUGAGGUGACUUUGGUAAUGCCAUUAGUGUUACAUAACAGGGACCUGCGCGUCUCUAUUGUGACUGAUUGAUUGUGCACUGUGGGUAAACCCAGCUGGAGAGAGUGGAAAUGGAGGUUACUUUCCUUCUUGUUGGUUUAUGAUUUGCGAUGAUGGCAGAGUUGUAGCGUCGAUUAUGGAAACCAGCAGGCGACUGAACAGUGUACACAGAGAUCACAUGUGCUGGUCAGUUUAGGAGUAAAAUCUGUGUUCACCCUGAAACAUAUUUUGAGCUCUAGCUACAACCCAGUCCAUUUUUGACUGGCAUUUUUGGGAGUGGUGACUGACUGACCACAUGGAAGAGUUUCACUUUCUACACCCACCACGUACGCACUUGACACCGUCCACCAUGCCAAGCGUACCCCACGCCGAGUAUGCACCAACCCCUCUCUCCUCCACCGCCAUGUUCCCACCUUUCAC
Molecule: messenger RNA, 6590 nt
Organism: Coregonus sp. 'balchen'
Lineage: Eukaryota; Metazoa; Chordata; Actinopteri; Salmoniformes; Salmonidae
Source: the annotation of a GenBank genome assembly